AUGGACGUGGCAACGUUUGGGUCGACUUGUUCUCCAGCGUCUGCCCAAUACGUGAAGAACCAAAACGCCAAAGAACUGUCCAAUAAAUUCCCCCGUGCUGCCGAAGCCAUAAUCCACAAGCACUAUGUGGACGAUUAUCUCGAUAGUUUCCGUACCGUCCAAGAAGCAAUAGAGGUAGUGAACGAGGUCAAAACAGUGCAUUCGAGAGGAGGUUUCAAGAUGCGACACUUCUUGUCCAAUAAGGUAGAGGUCCUACGUGGUAUCGGCGAAGUUGCAGACGCAGAAAGCAAGAACCUGUCGUUGGAAAGAGCUGGGAUUGUUGAAUCGGUACUUGGAAUGAAAUGGCUACCAGGAGACGACGUUUUCACCUACUCCUUCGUUAUGAGAGACGAUCUCAAGCGGAUUUUGGAGGUGGACCAUGUUUCAACGAAACGCGAAGUUGUUAAAGUGGUGAUGACAUUUGUGGUACCUCGCGAAGGGGCGUUCUCAUGUGCUGCUUGCUUUACCUUGCUUACCGUCCUCUCGUGGAUUUGUUCUGAGCAUCGCCGGUACAAUAAGUUUAUUGCCGUCCGCGUCGGUGAAAUCUUAUCAAGCACAGAUCAAAUAGAGUGGAGAUGGAUCCCCACGAAGCUUAACAUCGCCGAUCAAGCAACAAAGUGGAAUAGUGGACCACGGCUUUCGACAGAGAAUCCUUGGUUUCGAGGACCGAAUUUUCUGUACGAAGAAGAAGGCUCAUGGCCAAUACAGCGUUCAGUUGCUCCGACUACAGAAGAGCUCCGCUCAGAUGCCAUCAUUUUGUGCCACCACACACCGCGGUUGGAUAUCCCAAUCGAUGUAUCCCGGUUCAAUUCGUGUACUAGGAUUCAACGAACGGUAGCAUUCGUGUUCCGCUACGUGGAUAACUGUCGUCGAAGGAAAAGACACGAGAGUCUGCAACUGGGAGUUCUCACUCAGGACGAACUGAAGCGAGCUGAAGAACUACUGUGGAAGGUCGCUCAAAAGGAGGUAUUCGCGGAAGAACUGUCAAUUCUCGCUAAGCCACAGGGACCUCCAGAGAAACGACACUGUACAGUGUCCAGAUCCAGUUCUAUUUACAAGACAUGGCCAUUCAUGGACGAUCGUGGGAUCUUGAGGAUGCUCGGCAGAAUCGUCGUGAACGAGAUCCGUCAACGAUUUGAGAUUCCGAAGCUUAGAUCGAUAGUGGAGAAGAUUGCAAAGAAUUGUGUUCCGUGUCGUAUCUUCAAAGCUGCUCCGAAUCCUCCACCAAUGGCUUCUCUACCAGCGGUGCGUCUUACAUCCUUCGUCCGUCCUUUUUCAUUCGUUGGGCUCGAUUACUUCGGACCGGUUUUCGUAAUAGUUGGUCGAAGUCUCGCGGAACGGUGGAUUGCACUGUUCACAUGCCUGGCAGUUAGAGCAGUGCACAUGGAAGUGGUGCAUUCUCUCAGUACGGUAUCCUGUAUCAUGGACGUUCGUCGUUUUGUAGCUCGCCGGGUCCCCCACGAGAAUUCUACUCGGACAACGGGACAUGUUUUCAGGGAGCCAGCAAGGAGCUCAAGGAAGAAAUUGAAAAACGAAAUGACGCCCUCGCAUCAACAUUCACGAGCGCCGAAACAAGCUGGAUAUUCAUCCCUCCUGCUGCCCCCAUAUGGGGGUGUUUGGGAGAGAUUAGUGCGGUCAGUCAAGGUGGCAACAGGGGCUGUACUGGAUGCGACCCGCAAACCCGAUGAUGAAACCUUGGAGACAGUCAUCCUAGAAGCUGAGGCUAUGAUCAAUAGUAGACCGCUCACCUUCGUGCCACUGGAGACAGCUGAUCAGGAGGCUUGGACUCCUAACCACUUUUUGCUGGGCGGUUCUACUGGAGUGAAAAUUCACCCUACGGCUCCCGUGGACAGUCGCACUGUAUUGAGGAGUAGCUGGAAGCUACCGCAAUUCAUCACUGAAGGAUUUUGGCGGCGUUGGCUCAAGGAGUACUUGCCUGUAAUCACCCGCAGGUGUAAAUGGUUUGAAGAAGUGAAAAAGUGA
Molecule: messenger RNA, 2022 nt
Organism: Toxorhynchites rutilus septentrionalis
Lineage: Eukaryota; Metazoa; Arthropoda; Insecta; Diptera; Culicidae
Exons: 3
Coding region: 1-2022 (673 amino acids)
Molecular function (GO): nucleic acid binding
Source: RefSeq, a predicted model, not a curated record